AGUUCUUGAGUGCGGAUGGAGAGACUUGUCUUUUUGGCUUCAGGCUGUGUGUUGUUAUUCAUCCGCGGGUUUAGUCGGCUGGAUCCGAUUAGGAUUCGCUUUCGCUCGUCGAAAUGGAUGAACUCACGAUGCCGUGUGUGACAUUUGUGGUUUGUUUAAGGGAAGCGAGUUUUGGAGAGAAGAGGAGGCUGGAGAGUUGGAGGAAUCCGCGUAUUGCUUGCGUGGAGAUCGAUUGAGGAUACGAGGCUUUGAGCUGAAGUUUGGCAGCGCGGCAUCGUGGAGAAGCGCAAUUUGUGUGGUGGAGUGGUCAUCAGAUGGCGGUGAAUUUUGCAGAGUUGAGCGCUGCGUGCUGUGCGAGCACGAGUAGGUUCGCUGGUAGGGGAGUUGGAGAGUGUGUGAGAGUUGGAGCCGUGAAGCCGCUUUUGUGUAGUCAAGGAGGAGUAGUAGUUUUGAAUUCUUUGCAGAAUAGGGGGAAAGUAGGUUUUUGUGAAGUAGCGAUUGCUCGAAUUGGACGAGGAGAAGCGACUUUGAAAGGAGGUGUGAGACGUCGGUCGGGAAGCGUCCAUGGUUUAGCUUCGGAUCGGCGAUCGAUUGUAGAUGAUGAUAACAGCAGUGCGAAGGUAGAGGAUGCUUCGAAAGGGAAAGAUUUCUCGCAGGGGGCGAGCUCGGUGACAUUGAUGUCGGAAGAAGAUGCUAAAGCCGCCGUGGUUUCGGAAGUCACUCUUAAAGGCGACAAGUUCAACAUCACUGAAUAUCCAGACAAAGAAGAAGCUCAGCCUGAUGCGCAUCCCGUCAACUCCUUGGCGGAUUCGGUGCUGAACCUAAUCAGUGACGAUCGUCGAGAAUUUUCGCUUACUGAAGUAGGCGGACUGUGGAAAACAGGGGAUGAUGCAGGCGCAGUGAGCAUUCCUGAGUUCAGUGAUUCUGCAUUCGACGAGAAAGAUGGAGUGUCACCCUUGGAUGAAUUUACGACCACCGAACUUACGAUGGAGCAUGCACAACUUGCACGCAUCACCACUGAUAUCUGGUACUUGCAAAAUGCAUUUGCCUUCUUCGGAGCAGUCCGUGCCACGGAAGCCCUGAUGUCUGUCUUUUCGACCUCGCCCCCUGACUUUGGCAAGCUUUCAGAACUUCUAAAUGCCCUAGACCCGUUUACAAUAUCUUGGCUGGCUUACAACGUGCACGAGCCCAUGGAAGAACUUACGAUGGUUGACCCUUCGGAUCUGGAGAAGGUAUUGAAUUUGAGGACUACCCUAUGGGAUGCACUUCACAACUUUUACGAACGACAAUGGAAAGUUAUGGCCACACUUGCCGUGGUGAGGUUGUUCACUCUAAUUAAUUCUUACAUACCAUCAGCGGAGGAGAUCACGGGCAAAGUGAAGUUCUUGUGGGAUGCUCUUAUGGCACUUCCAGUUUUCUAAUUGUACUUUGCCGAGGUUGUGUGCGAUGGAAGAGGAAACGUGUACAGCAAUUUGUUAAUCUAUUUUUUACUCCAUCGAUUCUUUCUAAGGACUGAUUAAGAUUGGUUUUCUUUACAGGAUUGAUAAGUUAGGGUUUCCAAGAUUGAUUUAGUUUUUUCUGUGAAUUGUAUCAUAAUAACUCUUCAAAUGUCUCUUUAGUACCAUGUAUGUACUCUUUAUGAAUAAUUUCAAGAGAUUGGUAAAAUAAGACAUAUUUGUAUUAUUAUGA
Messenger RNA from Physcomitrium patens, 1689 nucleotides. RefSeq lists its product as uncharacterized. Lineage: Eukaryota; Viridiplantae; Streptophyta; Bryopsida; Funariales; Funariaceae. The record is from RefSeq and is a predicted model, not a curated record.